UUGCAGCAGCUCUCGGGAAACGGAAUAGAAAUCAAAGUGAAUUCGAUAAGUUAUAGAAGUCGGGCCCCCUGAGAACGGCAAGUUAUCCAGCAUUACGGAUCUCGACCUCGUCGGUAAUUUGGUGCGUUUGCGUGCCAGUCGAGAAUAUCUAGAAUCGGGUAUUUGGUAUCUAGAAUCGAGAAGCGCGACUCCCGACUGCCGACAGUCCCUCCGCCCUGUCGCCUCCAAUAAAAUUAUUAUAAUUAGCAUAGUUGAGAGGGGACACAUCGAGUCGGUAGCCGCCAGUUAAACGGCAGUGGAAUUUAGCGCUGCUAGUGGAAAUUUUGUGAAAACAAAAGGGGAAAAAUUCCAGGCGGCCGGCGCUAUGUCCGCUGGCAAUGCGAGCCAAGUUCUUGGACCGCCUCGCGAUCCGCUGGCGAUCGUGAUACCCGUCACCGUGGUCUACUCCCUGAUCUUCAUUAGCGGCGUGGUCGGCAACAUCAGUACCUGCAUUGUGAUCAAGAAGAACCGAUCCAUGCACACGGCCACCAAUUACUACCUCUUCUCGCUGGCCAUUUCGGAUUUCCUGCUCCUGCUGUCGGGGGUUCCGCAAGAGGUUUCCUUUAUUUGGUCCAAAUACCCGUAUGUCUUUGGGGAGUACGUCUGCAUUGGACGUGGCCUCUUGGCGGAGACCUCGGCGAAUGCCACGGUGCUCACGAUUACGGCGUUUACGGUGGAGCGGUACAUAGCCAUUUGCCAUCCGUUUUUGGGCCAGGCCAUGAGUAAACUGAGUCGCGCCAUCCGGAUCAUCGUCCUUAUUUGGAUUAUGGCAGUGGUAACGGCCAUUCCACAGGCCGCCCAAUUCGGAAUCGAGCUCAUUUCCGGCGUCGAGCAGUGCAGCAUAGUGCGGGUGAUAGUGAAGCACUCGUUCCAGCUGUCGACCUUCAUCUUCUUCCUGGCCCCGAUGUCCAUUAUCCUGGUCCUGUAUCUGCUGAUCGGCGUGCAUCUGUAUCGAUCCACUUUGGUGGAGGGUCCUGCCUCGGUGGCCCGUCGUCAGCAGCUGAAGAGUGUGCCCAGCGAUACGAUCCUGUACCGCUAUGCGGGAUCCAGCCCAGCUGUGAAUCUCAACGGAGGAGGAGGAGCUGGGGUAAUGGGCGGCUCGGGGGCGCAACUCAGCUCGGUGAGGGGUCGGCUCAAUCACUAUGGCACCCGGCGAGUGCUCAGGAUGCUAGUGGCCGUGGUGGUGUGCUUCUUCCUGUGCUGGGCCCCCUUCCACGCGCAGCGCCUGAUUGCCAUCUACGCCCCUGCACGGGGGGCCAAACUGCGGGAUCAGCACGAGUUUGUCUACACGGUGAUGACCUACAUCUCUGGAGUCCUCUACUACCUGUCCACCUGCAUCAACCCACUGCUGUACAACAUCAUGAGCCACAAGUUCCGGGAGGCCUUCAAGGCCGUACUUUUUGGCAAGAAGGUGUCCAAGGGCUCGCUGAACUCGCGAAAUAACAUCGAAUCGCGGCGCUUGAGGAGGGCACUGACCAAUUCCAGUCAGACGCAACGCGUCUCCAUUGAGUCGGCGGAGCAGCUAAAACAGGCAACCAUCCAGAAUCCGACGAUCAAGCCAACAGUCGCCUCCCAGUACGCCAUGAUCAAUGCCCAGGCCAACUGAAGUCGCUCUCUCGUGCGGCUUCCUGAUGCUAAUUUAUUUGAAUUCUGUUUAAGCCAGUUAUUUGUCGUCGUUAGGGUUUCCACUGCUGCUGCUGCUGCUACCAAAGCGUUUAGUUUAAACUGCUUUUGCAUUGAUUUGCAUUUGGCAAUUAGAAGUUAAUCACAGGCGCGCUCUCUCAAUUUUAAACAUUAAGUUUUUCAUUCAUGCAGCUUCGAAUAGCGAAGCUGAAUCGGGCUGAAAAAAACGCCUGAACUAGUCUUUCAAGUAUUCAGAAUUAUUUAGCUUAAGAAUAGUCGAACUUUUCACUCAAUCUAUUUAACUAACUGGCGCUCUUUUAAUUAAACUUUGGUCAGAGCUCAGGGGAUUUACUCAUAAAUAAGCCUGAGUGAUCUAUAAUUUAAAAUUGUUUUUUAAAUUCACUUAGUGAACGCCCACCAGUUAAGUAUAGGAACGCAAGUUGAAAAUAAAGCGAAAUCACGAAAGCUUAUCCUAAACUCUUGGAACAAUCUAAUA
Messenger RNA from Drosophila takahashii, 2158 nucleotides. It is a transcript of the gene PK1-R, whose product is annotated as Pyrokinin 1 receptor. Lineage: Eukaryota; Metazoa; Arthropoda; Insecta; Diptera; Drosophilidae. The record is from RefSeq and is a predicted model, not a curated record. Gene Ontology annotation, cellular component: plasma membrane. Gene Ontology annotation, molecular function: neuropeptide receptor activity. Gene Ontology annotation, biological process: neuropeptide signaling pathway.